This is a messenger RNA of Coregonus sp. 'balchen', 18128 nucleotides long. Lineage: Eukaryota; Metazoa; Chordata; Actinopteri; Salmoniformes; Salmonidae. The record is from the annotation of a GenBank genome assembly.
AUGAGCUCCUCAAAGACCGACCUGAUGCAGGACAAGACCUACCAGUCUAUGAUUCAUGGAGAUGAUGCUACAGAGAUUUCUGGCAAAAUAUUUGAGGUAAGUCAUGUGGAAAACAGAUCUUGCAGAUGUUCAAUUCCUCUUUCAUGUAGAGUUUUUUAUUUUUCAACUUUACUCAUUAUUAGUUGAGUAUGAGAGCCAUCAUCUCCAAAUAUGCUAAACUAUUUUAAUAUGUUUUUGUGAUUAGUAAAAAAUACAUUGCUCUAAAUCAAAUCACAUGCACCGAAUACAACUGGUAUAGAGUUUACUGUGAAAUUCUUGCUUAAAAAUUGUAACACAAGACAAAUAAAAUAAAAUAAACAAAAAUGGAGCUACAGUGCCUUAAGAAAGUAUUCAUACCCUUUAACUUAUUCCCCAAUUGUUGUUACAGCCUGAAUUCAAAAUGGAUUAAAUAUAUGUUAUUUCUCAUCCAUCUAUACACAAUACCCCAUAAUGACAAUGAAAACAUGUUUUUAGAAUUUUUUGCAAAUGUAUUGAAAAUGAAAUACAGAAAUAUCUCAUUUACAUAAGUAUUCACACCCUUGAGUCAAUACUUUGUAGAAGCACCUUUGGCAGCAAUUACAGUUGUGAGUCUUUCUGAGUCUCUAAGAGUUUUCCACACCGGGAUUGUGCAAUAUUUGCCCAUUAUUCUUUUCACAAUUCUUCAAGCUCUGUCAAAUUGGUUGUUGAUCAUUGCUAGACAACCAUUUUCAGGUCUUGCCAUAGAUUUUCUAUUCGAUUUAAGUCAAAACUGCCACUCGGCCACUCAGGAACAGUCACUGUCUUCUUGGUAAGCGACUCUAAUGUAGAUUUGGCCUUGUGUUUUAGGUUAUUGUCCUGCUGAAAGGUGAAUUCAUUUUUUAAAAAGUGUAUUAGCUAGAAAGAUAUCUUGCGUCGUAGAGAAAAUGUUGCUGUUGUAAAGCACAUUUUCAGCAACUCUACACAUUUUUCCAUUGAGCUGAGUGAAUUUUGCAGUUUUCAAGCUAAUUUCCUGAAAUUCUAUGCAUUUUGCCAUCGAUAAUGCUGUGUUCCUCUGCUCAAACAUUAUAAUAAAAUCAAUGGGCAUGUGCCCUGAUUGCCCUUCUUUUUUUUAAUUCUUUUUUUUUUUUACUGUAACUUGGCAACUCAGGAACAGUCACUGUCUUCUUGGUAAGCAACUCCAGUGUAGAUUUGGCCAUUUAAGUUAUUUUCCUGCUGAAAGGUGAAUUCAUCUCCCAGUGUCUGGUGGAAAGCAGACUGAACCAGGUUUUCCUCUAGGAUUUUGCCUAUGCUUAGCUCCAUCCCGUUUCUUUUAAUCCUGAAAAACUCCCCAGUCCUUCACAAUUACCAGCAUACUCAUAACAUGAUGCAGCCACAACUAUGCUUGAAAAUAUGGAGAGUGGUACUCAGUAAUGUGUUGUAUUGGAUUUGUACCAAACAUAACACUGUAUUCAGGGCAAAAAGUUGUAAUUGCUUUGACACAUUCUUUGCAGUAUUACUUUACUGCCUUGUUGCAAACAGGAUGCAUGUUUGGCAAAAAAAAUCAUGAACUUAUUUAGGCUUGCCAUAACAAAUACUUAGUGACUCAAGACAUUUCAGCUUUUCAUGUUUAAAAAUUAAAAACAUAAUUCCACUUUGACAUUAUGGGUAUUGUGUGUAGGCCAGUGAUAAAAAAAAAUCUCAAUUUAAUCCAUAUUAAAUUCAGACUGUAACACAACAAAAUGUGGAAAAAGUCAAGGAGUGUGAAGACAUUCUGAAGGCACUGUAUAUACAGUGAGUACCAGUACCAGAUCAAUGUGCAGAGGUACGAGGUAUUUGAGGUAGAUAUGUACAUGAAGGCAGGUUAAAGUGACUGGGCAUCAGAAUAGAUAAUAAUAAGAGUAAAAUAAAGAACUGAGUAGCAGCAGCAAAUGAUGAGUGUAAAAGUGUGUAUGGGUGUGUGUGUAAUGUGUAUGAAUGUGUGUUUGUGUUUUGUCGAUAUGCGUGUGCGUGUUAUGUGUGUGUGUGUGUGCCUAUGUAGUGUAUGUGAAUGUGUAAGGGUUUUGUGUGGGAGUGUCAAUGUAGUGUUGUGAAUGUGGGAGGGUUUUGUGUGGGAGUGUCAAUGUAGUGUGUGUGAGUGUGUAUAUGUUGUGUAUACUGUAUAUAGUCUAGUGAGGUAUGCAUAGGGUCAGUGCAAAUAGUAUGAGUACCAUAAAUUGACUAUUUAGCAGUCUGGCUAUUUAGCAGUCUUAUUUCUUGGGGGUAGAAGUUGUCUCGGAGCCUGUUGGUCCGAGAGCUGAUGCUCCGAUACCGUUUGCCGGACGGUAGCAGACUGAACAGUCUAUGGCUUGGGUGGCUGGAGUCUUUGGCAAUUUUUUCUCUGGUUUUAGUUCAGAUGUUUUACUUAACUGUCAAUUGAACAGUAACAGAAUCCAGUAUGUACAAUAGUCUUUUGAACAGAUGUGUUACUGUAAACCAGAUCAUAAUACAGGACUGAUAUGGUCUUUCCACACUAUGAUAUUAGUGGGCUCUGCAAGGUGACUCGGCAGUGUUGGGAAAGCACUCAGCCCUGCUGGGGGUCCGUGACCAAGCCAAUGCCAGCCCUCUGCAUUACGCAACCUCACACGGGCAUAUCAGCACCAUACAGCUCAUUGUGCAGUUGACUGGUCCAGAUGGUAAGACGUAUUUAUUUACUGUAUGCAGUGGUACCACAGGUCAUAGGGAAUAUCUUCCUUUAAACAUCAUUAUUGUUUGUCAUUUGAUAUUGUCGCCAAAAUCUUAUUUAUUUUGUUUUAUCAAUCAUUUGGUAUUGAUGCAUGUAUUUAAAUGUAUUGAGAAAACAAAUAUCUAUCUGUGACCUUUGUGAAGAACUGAAUGCCAGUGAUGAGGAGGGUAACACUCCAUUGCACUGGGCUGUGCAGAGGACCCAGAGAGAGAGCUGUGCUUGCCUGCUGGACCUGGGGGCAGACCCGAACAUCCUCAAUCUCCGCCUCAUGUCUCCCCUGCACCUGGCUGUCAGCCUCAGGCACAACGCUCUCGUCGAGGUCCGUCCCCUACCUGACCCCCCAUUCAUCUCUACUCUAGGGGUUUUCAAACUUUUCUUGCCCAAGGACCCCAAACCCCAUCAUAUGUUAACAAAAAAAUGUUUUACGUCUUGUCUUCAAUCAAUCAAUUUUAUUUUAUAUAGCCCUUCUUACAUCAGCUAAUAUCUCGAAGUGCUGUACAGAAACCCAGCCUAAAACCCCAAACAGCUAGUAAUGCAGGUGUAGAAGCACGGUGGCUAGGAAAAACUCCCUAGAAAGGCAAAACCUAGGAAGAAACCUAGAGAGGAACCAGGCUAUGAGGGGUGGCCAGUCCUCUUCUGGCUGUGCCGGGUGGAGAUUAUAACAGAACCAUGCCAAGAUGUUCAAAAAUGUUCAUAAGUGACAAGCAUGGUCAAAUAAUAAUCAGGAAUAAAUCUCAGUUGGCUUUUCAUAGCCGAUCAUUAAGAGUUGAAAACAGCAGGUCUGGGACAGGUAGGGGUUCCAUAACCGCAGGCAGAACAGUCAUCAGGUGAAUGAUAAUAGCAAGUAGAAGUAAUCAACAUUUGAAAAUGAAUAGAUUUGGUGGACAGUUCCAUUAUAUAGACCUCCCCACAGUUCAUUGGAAGAGGAAGUGUACACUCUAACAUAGUCUAUUAGCUAGAAAGGUGUCUUGGCAUGUAGUGAAAAUGUUGCUGUUGUAAAGCAAAUAUUCUGCAAUUCUAAAAAAAAUUCCAUUGAGCUGAGAGAAUUUUGCAGUUUCGAAGCUAAUUUCCUGCAAUUCUAUGCAUUUUGCCAUGGCUAAUGCUGUUCCUCUGCUCAAACAUUUUAAUAAUAUCAAUGGGCAUGUGCCCUGAAUGUCCAUUUACUUGAAUUUUCUAUUUUCCCUGACUGUCUAGCUUUUAUUUUAUUGUUCAUUCUCAAAGAUGGUAUUAUUUUAAAAUAUAGUUCCAAUAUCUUUCCUGCAUGCUUUCUAUCCGGUUUUGGUUGUUUAAGUUGACACUGAAACAGUUGAUCCAUCCCGAAAAAAAUACCACAAUAAUUUUCUAUACAGAAAAAAACUGUAAUUAGCUCCAAUGACUGUAAUUUCCUCCAUAUUAGUUUUGAGAUUUGGCAAAUAAGCUAUUUAUCCACUUCCCCAGAGUCUGAUUAACAGGAACAGCUAGCAUGCUAACUGUUCCUGUAGACUUCCAGUCAUUGUGCUAACGCUAGCGAGCAUUGGCUCGUGAAACUACCUCUAACUUCAUACUGGAUGUAGAGACAUACAAAUGGUAUGCACGAUGGUAUUCUGUUGCAACUCGAGGUCUUCACUGAUCCACCUGUAGCCCCUGAGUGGGUCCGUUUCCAGAAUUCUAAAUAAUGUCACGGUUUUUGGGUCGGAUCUGCUAUGAUUGUCACCAGGGCGAUCAGAAAACGUGUGAUGAGGCUGCACUUACCACAGCACUUUUCAAUCCGUUGUGGCAGCUCCACCCCACUUUUGAUUUAGUUGAAUAAAAUAGCGUUAAAAAGAGGGGAAAAGUGCAGUUUAAAAAAAAAACAAUUUGCCUCAUGAUUUGUCAAAUAACACAUCAUUUCUAUGUCCUUCACAUCGGAGUGCUGCUGUUGGGUCUUUGUGUGUCUUCUUGAGCGAUCAGAUUCACAGACAUCUCAGGUCGGGCCGGGCACAACGCACAAAGCUCAAGGCGCGCGCUCUCCACUUUCCUCAGGUGUUUAGCAACACAUCACUACUGACAGACACAAGCAAAAACUAUUAUAUAAAUGUAGCAGCCUAUACACAUCAACAUUAGCGAUCUGACAUAUUGUAUUCCAUGGAAACGAAACUAUUUUUCAGUCUGAUCAACUGUAGGCUACUAACAACAGCAGCUGCAUAGUCUAGCCAACUGUGCACCCUGUUCCUCUGGGCUGGCCAGGUUAAACAAAGCGGUAACGUUUUGAAUUUAUAGCCCAUUUGUUUGUGAGAAAAUGUGAAUGGGAUCCUUUUGGUUUAUAUUCAAACUUGGGAUGACUAGGCUACCUAUACUUUUUCAAUCCAAAAUGAUUAACUGGAAUUAAUCAGUAAACACAAUAGCUGACAUAAACUGUGAGUUAAUGUUUAAUUAGGCCUACAGUUGCAUAGGGUAGGACUACAUAAUGCAAACCUGCAUAAAGAAAGCUCAGCCCUGUGAGAUUUAUUGUCCAAUCAUGUUGCUUUCUAUGCAUAGCCACAGUAGGGGUGCUGAGGGUGCUGCAGCACCCCCAAAUACAUUUUGGAAAAAAAAUAUCCACAAAAUGUUCAAAAUGUGUUAACUAGGCCUUUAUUACUCCCCCCAUCGACAAUACUCCCAACCCAAAACAUCUUCCCGCGGCCAUGUUUCUCUGUGUCUGUGUAGGAUAUAGGUAACCUAACGUAGCAGGCUUAAGAGAAACGCUUGAGCAGAGUUCCCACAUCCGGUUUUCAGCAGAAAGAAAUGUAACAUAUGGUUGUUGGCAACUCCGCUAAAGCUAGUGUAGGCCUAUAGGAAACCCCCCUAGUCUUUAACAAAUAAUUCAAAUGAACAAGUACAAGGUUACUGUAGUUGACAGGGUUUUCAUCAAGGCUAGGAUUUUUUUUUAAUGACGUGACCUGAUAAGAAAAACUCUGCCCAUUUAAACCUUUUACAACAGAUUAAUCAGUCAUACCAUAUAAGGUCUAGAGUUUUACCUGGUUAGGUUACCAGAUCGGGAAAAACUACGGGCCCCACCACUCUGGGCCCCACCUAUCUCGGAUAUGUGUCAUUUUAACUGACGUUCCGGAAGGACCCGUACAGACCCGAACCCAACUGCUGUAAAGAGAGAGAGAGAGUGGCGCGUGGUGCAUGUAGCUGGUCGCGUGUAGCUCAAGUGGUGCGCAUGGCCAAUCAUAAGUCAUCAAAAUGGCAAUAGUCAUAGAGCCUCAGUGUGUGGCAAAAGUGAGGAGAUAUCAUGGGAAAUGUAAUUAAAAUGACAGAAUUAAAAGUUAAAGGAGAAGGAUAGGCUACAACGACCAAGAGCCAACAGGUAGGCUGCUACUUAAUAUUAUGAAUGGAGUUGUUGUUAUUUGUAACUGUAGGACAAGAAAGCACAAGCAGCCUCAAUUAGCCUAGCUAUCUAGCUAGCUUAACUAGGUUCUCCCAGUUUGAUGCAGUCAAGACAGGCACUACUUAAUCAUAUUGGAUGAUAAAUAACCUAGCUAUGGCAGCUAUUAGUCUGCUAUAGCGUGAGUCGGCUUGGUUGGUUGCGGUCUCUCGUCUCUCUCUCACAGAACGUGCACCCAGGGGGGGCCCCAGGACCGAGUUUGGGAAACCAUGUUCUAAUACACCUCUAUAACACUUCUACACUUCUAGCUAGUGCACCUCCAUGUACUAUUAUUCAUUCAGUCUAAUAACAUAUAUUAUGUGAUAUGAUAUACUACGAUAUUAUAUGAUGAUAUGAUAUUAUAUGAUAUAAUAAGAUAUGAUAUCAUACAGUAUGAUUUAUAUUAUAAGUAAUUGGGUUUUUCCACAGCUGUUACUGUCUCACAGCAACACAGAUGCCAACCUGGAGGGAGACCAGGGGAACACACCUGUAAUGUUGGCCUGCUCGCUUGAUAACCAUGAAGCUCUUCGUCUACUUGUGUGUGAAUAUUAAAUAUAUGGCCACUGUAUAAUUGUCAAAUUGUGUGUUCUUUUAUGUUUGAACAAGGAUAUGUGUGUGAUUCAUCGUUCAUUAUUGAUGUCCUAUGAGGUUUUUGUAAUGUAACUGCUCAAAUUUCACGUACUGUUCUCAGUUUAAAUACAGAGCCAGACUAUGUCAACAGAACAAGCUGGGGCAUUAUCCCAUUCACGCAGCAGCAUUUGCAGGUGCUAAAAAAUCAAUGCUGGUGGUUCUUCAGAAAUGUAAAUAAGAAACAUUUGCUUUCCUAUUAUAAUAAUCAAAUACACAUUUUGGUACUCAAACAAUGUUAAUCAGAUAAUUCUUACUCACUAAUGUUCUCUGCUGAAGGUGAGGAGAUGGGUUGCUCAACUGAAACGCACAUCAACUACGUGGACAAAUCAUUCAGCACUCCUCUUCAUCUGGCCGUCCAUGGAGGCAACCUGGAGGUGAUCAAACUCUGCAUAGAACAUGGAGCAAAAAUCGACCAACAACAGGUAUGUCAGCUGGUGAUGAUGAAGUUAAGAAGCUUUUUCUGUGGAUAUGUAAAUAAUCAUUCAAACUGCACCUACAAAUAUCAUAUACAUAUAUCUAACACAAAAAUAACUUUGGUUCUUUCUCAGAACCAUAGACAAAAACACAUAUAUUUCUAAGGCUUCUGAGUAAUAAGAAAGACCAAUUAUGAACCUUAAUUAUACUUUUCUUCCAAUAUAAAACAAUGUAAAUAUCACAGUUACCAUUACAGGCAUUCAUUUGAAAGGUUCUUAGAACUGAGGUUCUUACAAUGUGUUACAGUAAGUAACAAUAGGUUAUUAUGCAUCCAUAAGCAUCCACCCAUAAUGGGUACAUUGUCAGUUCAUGUUACUCCCACGAGACAUUGGAAGAUUACCAAAUCCACUCUAAAUCUAAUCAAGGGGAACCGACCGGUGUCUGUAAUAUCCUGACAUAAUUUCAAGCUGGUCUGAGUCAUUGUAAUCUCUGUUAUGUCUUUCUGCUUCUCUUUACAGUGUGACAACUCCACAGCCCUCCACUUUGCCUGCACCCAGGGAGCAACCGAGGCGGUCAAACUCAUGCUAUCAGCAUAUGAUAGAGUCUGUGAUGUCAUCAAUAUCACAGAUGGAGCUAGCCAAACCCCACUGCAUAGGUAGUACACUGUAUACUGUAUGCAUUUUUCAUUGGAAAAUACUUUUAGGUAAAAAUUAUAACCUACUCUCUUACUCUUUUAUCAUGUUUUUCACCAACAGGGCAACAAUAUUUGACCAUGUUGAAUUGGCUGAAUACCUCAUUUCAAAGGUAAACACAAAACAUGAAAAGAACCAUGAGAAAAUUAUGAAUAUUUUUCCAGUGUUUCACGAUCUUAUCAUAUUAAUAUUUAUUCUUUGACAGGGCGCAGACAUUAACUCCAUUGACUGUAAGGGUCAUACCCCACUGCUUCUGGCAACAAGCUGUAGUGCAUGGAAAACAGUGGGGCUUCUUCUUACACAUGGUACGAUUCUCAAAGAGAGGCGAAUGUCACAUUUAGUUUACACUAGUGUAUGGUUUGUCGUAAUCAUGUUCAUCCUCUCCUAUUUUAGGCGCUAAUUUGAAAAUAAAAGACAAAUAUGACUGCAAUUUCCUUCACCUUGCCAUCUUGCAGCCUAAAGGUCUGAAAAACCUUCCUCCAGAAGUCUUACAGGUAAUAUUAUAUGAUGAAGGUACCUGCUAGAAGUUUCAAUAGCAAUGAUGAAGCUUCCAAAAUGACCCUGAGAUCCAUGUUAAAAUGUUCAAUGCAAAGUCAUAAGUUCUAAAUAUUGCAAUGAACUCAUACAGUAUGUUGUAAUGAGCACUAGUGGGGGAUCUUGUAAGAACACGUAGUGCAUUACUGCCACCUAGUGUAGAGAACUUGAAGCAAAUCCAACACACAGAGAAGGAUCCCAGAAUCAUAUUGUUAGCCUUUGUAUUAAACAAGGUUCAAUAUUAAAACCAUAUAUCUUCUUGUGACUGUCUCAGUAGGGUUGACAUGUACAAUCAUUUUUAAUCAAGUUGGCAGUAAACGCUUAGUUUGACUCAUGAGAUCCCAAAUUUAUCAUAUUGUCUCUUGCCACACAGUGCAGCAAUGUGAGAGAGCUCCUGGGUGCGGAGGACAAUGAGGGUUGUACUCCCCUGCACUACGCCUGCAGACUGGGAAUCCCAGAGUCAGUGACGAACAUGCUCGGACUCAAUGUCUCACUGGACCAGAAGUCUAAGCAGAAGAAAUCUGCACUGCAUUUCGCAGCCGAGUUAGUUACUUCUGAAUACAUUUCUACAUUAUUGACUAAUUAAGUUGUCAAUAGACUCAUUAUACUCCAACAACAUGAAUGAUUUUCCCUGUUUUCUAUUUUGGCUGGUUUUCAGUUUAGCAUUAUUUGUAUUUGAUAACUUACUUUUUAAUGAUCAAUCUUUUCUAUUCCAGGUAUGGGAGGAUAAACACCUGCCACAGACUCCUGGAGAGCAUGACCAGCACCAGGCUGCUGAACGAGGGAGAUGAGAGGGGGAUGACUCCCCUCCACCUGGCAUCCCGCGGCGGCCAUAUUAAAGUGGUAGAGCUGCUGCUGCGAAAAGGAGCUCUGUUCCACAGGUACAGUACUUCAGACCUGCUACGCACACACGCACUCACACUCAACGCUAAUCCGAGUGAGGUGAACCAUUAUUGCCCAAACCAGUGGAAACCAAGGUCUAUCUUUUUACUACAUUUUCCAUUUUGAAUCAGCUGCAGUAGUAAUGAAUGUUUACAGUAUGCCAUUGCAGUGAUUAUAAAGGUUGGACCUGUCUACAUCACGCUGCAGCAGAAGGCUACACCCAGACCAUGAUCAUACUCCUGGCAUCAAAUAUCAAACUGCUGGACAAAACAGAUGACGAAAGGGUUUGGUUCCUCUCUUUUUCCACAUUUCCUUCACUUACCCUGAGGUGUGCUCAUCUUAUAUGUUUCCUUUCUGUUUUGCUUGAGGGAGUAAGAUGUCUAUGUUGAAAUUCAGAGGAAGUCUUCCACAAAUAGAUAUCAUUCCUCUUUCUGAAAAAGUCAAUCUAAAGGUUAUUGUUGCGGUUAUAUACAAUCCUCUGUUCUAAUUUCAAAGUGCUAUGUUUUACUUUUGGUCCAGAACACAGCGUUACAUCUGGCUGCCAGGGAGGGUCAUGCGGCUGCAGUGACACUGCUCCUGGGCAGAGGGGCCCAGAUGAUGCUCAACAAGAGUGAUGCCUCCUUCCUCCAUGAAGCUGUUCUCAACGGCAGGAAAGACGUUGCCAUCGCUGUCAUCCACAAUGAGAGGUUGGGCCACUGUUCUAAGAUACAGUGGAUACUUAAUCUAUUAACUAUGUACAGUAUGUGCUGUUAUGAUGCUUUGACAGUACAAUGAUGUGUUUGAUUAUUGGUAUUCAGUUGGAUUGCAUGACAAUGUCAUGUUGACAUGUAAAAUAAAAUAUAACCUGUUUGUUUCAGAUGUGCUGAGGCUAUGCUAUUGUUCGAAGUGAAGUCAACUAAGCGAUGUGUUGUCAUGGACAUGAUAGAGUUCCUGCCAGAGUCAUUCAAAGUUAGUUUUAUCCAAGAAACUAUGCAUAAAGGAAACUGUCAUAAAGUAAAUGGAUACAAAACUCUCCCAUUUCCCAGUCAGCAUGUGAGAAGUACAUUUAUCGUGCAAUGUUUUUCCACAGCAUCUUUUGGACGCUUGUGUGAAUGAGUCAGAUGAUGACGUAAAUAGUUACAACUACUCUGUAAGUCUGUUCUCUCUAUUCUGUAUGUGGUAUUACCUUCUUAAAACUCAGGUUCAUUAUUGCUUAAUCAAAUUCCCAAAAACAUUCCAGUUAGGGUAUGUGUUGUAAUGUAAAAUAAUGUAUUUUUUUAAAUCAACAGAUCGAGUACACUUUCAAAUGGCUACAAGCUCCCAUGCAUAUCAUUAAGCUUGCAAAAACGGACAAAAGCUACUACUUCCAGCCUCUCACUGCUCUGAACGUUAGUACCCAUUACAAUACUGUAGACUGAACUUCACUGUCUUCAAACAUGCUAUUUUGCUCCAGAGUUAAGGGCCAUGAAGUUUCAACAACUAACAUUUUAAAGCAAAACAGUGCAAUAUCAGGAACAAGUCAUAUACAGUGCGUUCGGAAAGUAUUCAGACCCCUUGACUUUUUCCACAUUUUGUUACGUUACAGCCUUAUUCUAAAAUUGAUUAAAUAUUUUUACACAAAAUACCCCAUAAUGACAAAGCAAAAAAUGUUUUUUAGAAAUGUUUGCAAAUGUUUUAAAAAUAAAAAACUGAAAUACCUUAUUUACAUAAGUAUUCAGACCCUAUGAGACUUGAAAUUGAGCUCAGCUGCAUCCUGUUUACAUUGAUCAUCCUUGAGAUGUUUCUACAACUUGAUUGGAGUCCAUCUGUGGUAAAUUCAAUUGAUUGGACAUUAUUUGGAAAGGCACACACCUGUCUAUAUAAGGUCCCACAGUUGACAGUGCAUGUCAGAGCAAAAACCAAGCCAUGAGGUCGAAGGAAUUGUCCGUAGAGCUCCGAGACAGGAUUGUGUCGAGGCACAGAUCUGGGGAAGGGUACUAAAAAAUGUCAGCAGCAUUGAAGGUCCCCAAGAACACAGUUGCCUCCAUCAUUCUUAAAUGCAAGAAGUUUGGAACCACCAAGACUCUUCCUAGAGCUGGCCGCCUGGCCAAACUGAGCAAUCUGGGGAGAAGGGCCUUGGUCAGGGAGGUGACCAAGAACCUGAUGAUCACUCUGACAGAGCUCUAGAGUUCCUCUGUGGGGAUGGGAGAACUUUCCAGAAGUACAACCAUCUCUGCAGCACUCCACCAAUCAGGCCUUUAUGGUAGAGUGGCCAGACGGAAACCACUCCUCAGUAAAAGGCACAUGACAGCCCGCUUGGAGUUUGCCAAAAGGCACCUAAAGACUCUCAGACCAUGAGAAACAAGAUUCUCUGGUCUGAUGAAACCAAGAUUGAACUCUUUGGCCUGAAUGCCAAGCACCACGUCUAGAGGAAACCAGGCUCCAUCCCUACAGUGAUGCAUGGUGGUGGCAGCAUCGUGCUGUGGGGAUGUUUUUCAGUGGCAGGGACUGGGAGACUAGUCAGGAUCGAGGGAAAGAUGAAUGGAGCAAAGUAUAGAGAGAUCCUUGAUGAAAACCUGCUCCAGAGCGCUCAGGACCUCAGACUGGGGCGAAGGUUUACCUUCCAACAGGACAACGACCCUAAGCAUACAGCCAAGACAACGCAGGAGUGGCUUCGGGACAAGUCUCUGAAUGUCCUUGAGUGGCCCAGCCAGAGCCCGGACUUGAACCCAAUCGAACAUCUCUGUGGAGAGACCUGAAAAUAGCUGUGCAGCAAUGCUCCCCAUCCAACCUGACAGAGCUUGAGAGGAUCUGCAGAGAAGAAUGGGAGAAACUCCCCAAAUACAGGUGUGCCAAGCUUGUAGCGUCAUACCCAAGAAGACUCGAUGCUGUAAUCACUGCCAAAGGUGCUUCAACAAUGUACUGAGUAAUGGGUCUGAAUACUUAUGUAAAUGUUUUAAUAAAUUAGCAAACAUUUUAAAAAACCUGUUUUUGCUUUGUCAUUAUGGGGUAUUGUGUGUAGAUUGAUAAGGGAAAAAAACGAUUUAAUCAAUUUUAGAAUAAAGCUGUAACGUAACAAAAUGUGAAAAAAGUCAAGGGGUCUGAAUACUUUCUGAAGGCACUGUAUGUACAGUACCAGUCAAAAGUUUGGACACACCUACUCAUUCAACAGUUUUUCUUUAUUUUUACUAUUUUCUACAUUGUAGAAUAAUAGUGAAGACAUCAAAACCAUGAAAUAACACAUAUGGAAUCAUGUAGUAACCAAACAAGUGUUAAACAAAUCAAAAUAUAUUCAUAUUUGAGAUUCUUCAAAUAGCCACCCUUUGCCUUGAUGACAUUUUUGCACUCUCUUGGCAUUCUCUCAACCAGCUUCAUGAGGUAGUCACCUGGAAUGCAUUUCAAUUAACAGGUGUGCCUUGUUAAAUGUUAAUUUGUGGAAUUUAUUUCCUUCUUAAUGUGUUUGAGCCAAUCAGUUGUGUUGUGACAAGGUAAGGGUGGUAUACAGAAGAUAGCCCUAUUUGGUAAAAGACCAAGUCCAUAUUAUGGCAAGAACAGCUCAAAUAAGCAAAGAGAAACGACAGUCCAACAUUACUUUAAGACAUGAAGGUCAGUCAAUACGGAACAUUUCAAGAACUUUGAACGUUUCUUCAAGUGCAGUCUCAAAAACAAUCAAGCGCUAUGAUGAAACUGGCUCUCAUGAGGACUGCCACAGGAAAGGAAGACCCAGUUACCUCUGCUGCAGAGGAUAAGUUCAUUAGAGUUAACUGCACCUCAGAUUGCAGCCCAAAUAAAUGCUUCACAGAGUUCAAGUAACAGACACAUCUCAACAUCAACUGUUCAGUGGAGACUGCAUGAAUCAGGCCUUCAUGGUCGAUUUGCUGCAAAGAAACCACCACUAAAGGACACAAAUAAUAAGAAGAGACUUGCUUGGGCCAAGAAACACGAGCAAUGGACAUUAGACUGGUGGAAAUCUGUCCUUUGGUCUGAUGAGUCAAAAUUUGAGAUUUUUGGUUCCAUCCGCCGUGUCUUUGUGAGACGCAGAGUAGGUGAACGGAUGAUCUCCGCAUGUGUGUUUCCCACCGUGAAGCAUGGAGGAGGAGGUGUGAUGGUAUGGGGGUGCUUUGCUGGUGACACUGUCUGUGAUUUAUUUAGAAUUCAAGGCAUUCUGCAGCGAUACGCCAUCCCAUCUGGUUUGCGCUUAGUGGGACUAUCAUUCGUUUUUUAACAGGACAAUGACCCAAAACACACCUUCAGGCUGUGUAAGGGCUAUUUGACCAAGAAGGAGAGUGAUGGAGUGCUGCAUCAGAUGACCUGGCCUCCACAUUCACCCAACCUCAACCCAAUUGAGAUGGUUUGGGAUGAGUUGGACCGCAGAGUGAAGGAAAAGCAGCCAACAAGUGCUCAGCAUAUGUGGGAACUCCUUCAAGACUGUUGGAAAAGCAUUCCUCAUGAAGCUGGUUGAGAGAAUGCCAAGAGUGUGCAAAACUGUCAACAAGGCAAAGCGUGGCUAUUUUGAAGAAUCUCAAAUAUAAAAUAUAUUUAGAUUUGUUUAACACUUUUUUGGUUACUACAUGAUUCCAUAUGUGUUAUUUCAUAGUUUUGAUGUCUUCACUAUUAUUCUACAAUGUAGAAAAUAGUACAAAAUAAAGACAAACACUUGAAUGAGUAGGUGUGUCCAUACUUUUGACUUGUACUGUAUUUGUCAUUCCCACAAUACAACAUUGUUGGAUAGAGGAAAGGAAAACAUAAUUAUCUGACAUGUUGUCAAAGUGUUUAUUUUGUUAUUUGUUUACUAGUCCAUGGUGCAAUUUAAUCGCAUAGAGCUUCUGACCCAUCCUGUCUGCAAGAAGUAUCUAGAAAUGAAAUGGUGAGUGACACUGCUAGACUGCAUAUUAUGCAUGAACGUUAUCAUCAUACUACUGUCUCCAACACUGUAAAUAUUGACAACAUCAUACUACUGUCUCCAACACUAAAUAUUGACAACAUCAGAUUAAAAGUCAUGCCAAGCUACAGUAUAUACAAAAUAUAUUAGUGCACAAUCACCUGCGAAUAUUCACCAAAUGGUUUCUUUUAUCUAUUUAGGAACGCCUAUGGUAUCAAAGUGCAUCUGCUCAAUCUGGCCAUCUACUCACUUGGUCUGGGGCCUCUGACACACAUCAUUCAUACUCUGAAGCCCAUCCUCAACACCAAUGUCACCAAUACUACAUCACCAUCAUCAGUAAGCAUGGUGACCACCUCCCUUGACAAGGUGCCGUAUGAGAUCCGAUUACAUCCACAGCAAGACAUUAGACUUAUUUUCUAGUGUAUUUGUUUGUCUCAGAAACCUAGUUCAAUAACAACUCCUCCAUCUUCACAGCAAUGCUAUUUUAUCACCACCUGCAUGUUCCUGAUUCUUGCCAUGAAUAUGUACACAGUUGGCAAGGAGCUGGUGCAGGUAGUUCAUCAGGUAAUCAUGGAAAUCUAAAGCUGUUCUAAAUACUGUAGCCUCAAUCCAUGGUAUGUGAUUUAUCUGGUAGUGUGAUUUGAUCAUUUAAAUUAUAUUGUAGCGAAGUUAACCCAACACCUAGCAACCUUGUCAAGGAGUUUGGAUCACUUGGUGUAACGUUUAAGGUGUUGGUUUGACAGCCCCUGAACCCAGGUUCGAGUCCCAGUCGGGGCUACCGCCCGAAUUCAUUACAAUAUUGAAAUAGACGUUAAUUUGAUGUGUUUCUAUUCAAGGGUUCAAAGUACUUCCGUGAUGUGACCAAUGCAUUGGACUGGGGUGCUUCCGUCACUUCUCUGAUGUUUGUGAUCCCGUUACUGAUGGACUUCAAGGACACAUGGCAUUGGGAGGCUGGGGUAGUGGCAGUUCUUCUAUCCUGGAUCAACUUUCUUCUCUAUUUCCAACGGUAUGGAGACAAAGUUUUUUUUUGCCAUAAAAUAGUGUAGGUUUAUUGAGAUCCAUCUUUGAAGAAACAUUUAUAUAAAUUGAUCAAAUGUAUUUUUUGAUCAACAAAAGCAAUUUUAACAAAUAAAAUCACUCUUGGUCCACAGGUUUGAAUGUGUUGGGAUCUACGUGGUGAUGUUUUUAGAGAUUGCAAAAACUCUUUUAAGCAUCAUUGUACUGUUCUUCUUCUUGCUGCUGGCGUUUGCUUUGGCUUUCUAUGCCCUGAUGCUAGAACAGGUAUGUUUACAGGACCAUAGAGAUAUAACAAUGUUUUAUCUCUAUGUGAAGAACAUUGUAUUGUAUUGUUUUGUGUAAUGUAUGUAGCUGAGUGUUUUGUCUGUGAACAUCUGUUUAAAAUGGGCGAUAACUUGUACCUGUAUUUGUAUAAUGCAUUUCUACAAUUACAGUGAGCUCCAAAAGUAUUGGGAGAGUGACACAUUUGUUGUUCUUCUGGCUUUGUACUCCAGCACUAUGGAUUUGAAAUGGUUAAAGUGCAGACUGUCAGUUUUAAUUUGAGGGUAUUUUCAUCCAUAUCGGUGAACCGUUUAGAAAUUACAGCACUUUUUGUACAUACUGUAGUCCCCCCAUUUUAGGGGACAAAAAUAAUUGGGACAAAUUCACUUGUGUGUAUUAAAGUAGUCAAAUGUUAAGUAUAUGUUGGAUGCAUGAUAGCACGCAAUGACUGCUACAAAUUUGUUGGAUGCAUUUGCUGUUUGUUUUAGUCGUGUUUCAGAUUAUUUUGUGCUCAAUAGAAAUGAGUGGUAAAUAAUGUAUUGUGUCAUUUUGGAGUCUCUUUUAUUGUAAACAAUAAUAUAAUAUGGUUCUAAACACUUCUACAUUGAUGUGGAUGCUACCAUGAUUACGGAUAAUCCUGAAUGAAUCGUGAAUAAUGAGUGAGAAAGUUACAGAUGCACAAAUAUCAUACCCCAAGACAUGCUAACCUCUCACCAUUACAAUAACAGGGGAGGUAAGCAUUUUUUGGGGGGGUAUGAUAUUUGUGCAUCUGUAACUUUCUCACUCAUCAUAAUUCACGAUUUAUUCAGGAUUAUCCGUAAUCAUGGCAGCAUCCACAUUAAUGUAGAAGUGUUUAGAAACAGUGACUCCAAAAUGACACAACACAUUACUUACCAUUCAUUUCUAUUGUGCACAAAAUAAUCUGAAUCGUAACCAAAACAAACAGCAAAUGCAUCCAACUAAUUUGUAGAGUCACAAACUAGAUACAAUCAUUGCGUGCUAGGAAUAUGGGACCAAAUACUAAACUGUUGACUACUUUAAUACACAUAUUAGUGAAUUUGUCCCAAUACUUUUGGUCCCCUAAAAUGGGAGGACUAUGUACAAAAUGUUUCCAAACGGUUCACCCGAUAUGGAUGAACAUACCCUCAAAUUAAAGCUGACAGUCUGCCCUUUAACCUCAUAGUCAUUGCAUCACUUCAAAUGCUGGAGUACAGAGCCAAAACAACAACAAAAUAAUGUGUCACUGUCCCAAUACUUUUGGAGCUCACUGUAUAUGACUUUAUGCAUCUUUGUUCCCAGAACUUUUUUGACAGUAGAUCUAGUUUACUGCUAGCAAUUAUGCAAGCAUUUGUCAUGAUGGUUGGAGAAUUCAACUACCAAGAAAAUAUCCUGAAGCCAUUUCUGGAAGGGAUUCUGCCAUUCCCUUCUUUGACCUACGCCAUUUUUGUUAUGUUCACCUUCGCUGUGCCCAUUCUCCUCAUGAACCUAAUGGUAAGUCCUAAAAUCCUACAUGAAGCCAUUUACCUAUACUCCCAUUAUCAACUAAGGAUGCUUCAUUGCAUCUACAUGACUACAUUUUGUGUGACAUAGAUUGGCUUGGCUGUUGGUGACAUAGCAAAGGUACAGGAGAAUGCUGUGCUGAAGCAAAUGGGAAUGCAGGUGUGUUUUGACUUCUUUGUCAUGCUUUUUCAAACUCAUAAAGAAUUUUCAAACUCUUUACUAGUGUUUGACUGCCAGGAUAAAAUAAACUAUGCAUGUAUUAUAAACCAUUAUUCCACAGAUUGAGCUUCACACUAGUCUAGAGGAGAAGAUGCCGUACUGGUUAAUGAAGAGGGUUGACCAGGACUCUCUCACUGAGUACCCUAACAGAGCCUGCAGCAGAAAGGUGUGUCCUUUCUACAAGUGGUCGUAUUUAAAAGAAUAUGUUAAUAACUGCCCUUUGAAUGUUUGUGUAAAAUUGAAGGGCUUUCAAACUGAAGAACAGAACAAAUAUUUUGAGAUCCUCUUGAAGGCGUUUAAUACAGGACUUUCUUCAGUGUAUCUAUUGACCUAUAAAAAUUGUGAAUCAGUUAGUUUAAAGGAUUGUUUAAUCAACUAAUACUCUGCAUGUAAAUACUUAUGGAGAGACAUGGAGGUUGUCCAAGCCCACCAUAGGACACUGUUAGUGUUUGGUAUAGGUGUUUGGUAAACAACAUAGUCAUAAUGAAUAGUCUGAAUCUCCUUUAACAGAGAGAAAUGUUCUUUGCAAUGCUGGGUAUGGGGCAUGAGAGAACCCGUCUCAACUCCACUUCCCAUCGGUUUACACCUAUGGAACAGGAAAUCAGUAAACAGAAGUACAGGUGAGGACUUAGUUCACACCAGUGGUUUGUUUGACCUUAUUCAAAUACAACAGCAGAGCAAUGCACAAGUAUUAACAUUAUAUUGUGUAUCAGUAUUUGGUUUAUCAGUAUUUAAAAAUCUAUCAGUGUUUAAAGUGCAUUCUAUCAAUUUUGUAUUAAGUGCUUCAAUACUACACCGUUUUUGAGACUAUUAAAAUAGACAAUAUAUGAAUUCUCCAGGCUGAAGGAGAUGUCUAAUGUUAUUGAGAAGCAGCACAACCUGCUGAAGCUGAUCGUUCAGAAGAUGGAGAUCAGUUCGGAGGCGGAGGAAGAGCAUGACGGUCCUCAGCUGUUCCAAGGCUACAGGGAUAAGCCCCUCCCCCCCAAGAGCAAAUGGAACCCUCUGCUGAGGGCACUGGCAGCCAGGGAGUAUCAUCCAUCACAUAUAUUAUAA